GCAUUGCAAAACUUCGGCAUAUAAACUGUAUGUGUUUGAUGUUAUAUUUAGUAGAUCCAGUGACUACAAUUGUAUUAUAGUUAUUUAACGUAUAAAAUUAUACAGUUUUAGUAUAUACGCAAAAUAUGUUACGAUUGUCUGUAAAAAUUAGUCGAAAAUUGUUGCGUUCAAACAGAGAUUUUCAGAAAUUAAAAGAAUGUAAAUUCAGUCGUCUAGCUAAUAAUUCAACGAAUGUUUUUUUAAGAAACAAUUCCUUGAACAAUGUUUAUAAACAUUCAAGAGUUCAUAGAAUUUUUGUCGUUCGUUAUCAAAGUACAGUUGAUUCAUCGACGAAGACAACUGUACCAAGCAUAUCUGCACAACAGGCAGAAAACACAAUAGGAAAUGUAAAUGUAAAUGCCACAGAAGUAGACAAAGAUUUUAUAAGCGAAAUACCAGAUGUACCUGUACCUCCUCCAAGCGAAGAACUAAUAAAUGUUGUUACUGAGGUAUUACAUGCAAAUGGUGAACCUACAUUUACAAGCUUAGGAUUAGGUGGUUAUGGACCAGUUGGAAUUAUGCAAUAUUCAUUAGAAUUGUUACAUAUUAGUUACGAUCUACCAUGGUGGGCAGCAAUCACAAUAAUUACUGUGAUUGUUAAAGCUCUAUCGGUACCACUUGUAAUAAGUUCAAAUAAAAACAGUGCAAAAAUGCAAAAUGUUAUACCACAACUAGUGGCAUUACAAGAAAAAAUGACAAUAGCAAGAAACUGUGGAAAUGAGAUGGAAGUUGCUGUCCGUUCUGCUGAAUUACAAACACUUCUGAAGAAGAAUGAUGUCUCUUUGUUACCAGUUACAAAUGUAGUUCUUAGAAUUCUUCUACAUGUGCCAGUAUUUAUGGCUUUGAGAGAAAUGGCCAAUUUACCUGUUGAAAGCUUAAAGACUGGUGGCCUUUGGUGGUUUACAGAUUUAACUAUUACUGACCCAUAUUAUUUGUUACCCUUAUUUACCAGUGUUGGAUUGUUUUUAGUUACUGAACAUGCAUUGAAAUCUGCUAGUACUCUGAGUCCACUAAUGCAAUAUAUGAUGAGAGGAAUACCAGUCCUUACCUUUGCAUUUGCAAUCAAUUUUCCAGGAGCUAUUUUAUGUUACUGGGUUCUGUCAACUUUUAUGACUGUGGUUCAAAAUAUAAUUUUAAAUGGCCCAAAAGUUAGAAAAUAUUUCAAUAUUCCACCACCGAAAGUACAUAAAAAACAAGAUGACAGUGUUUUAAAAAAGAAAGGCUUUAUUGGAGCAUUUAACGAAACAUUUACUAAUUAUAACAUAUCUCGGAAAUUGUCAAAUCGUCUUCAUGCAGACGAAAUGCAAUUUAACGCAGCGGCAAAAGGUCCUUUGAAAAAAACAUUUAAAUAUAAUCCUGUGACAGGUCCACCAAAGGAAAUAUCAGUUAGACGAGUUGUAGCAACGAAAAAAUAAUAUUUGCUAUUUGUGUAAGUAAAAGUUAUUUGUAAUUUAAAUGAUUGUAUAAUAUACAAUCUAAUAAUAAAUAACUAUAAAAAAUA
This is a messenger RNA of Osmia lignaria (orchard mason bee), 1540 nucleotides long. It is a transcript of the gene OXA1L, whose product is annotated as OXA1L mitochondrial inner membrane protein. Gene Ontology annotation, cellular component: mitochondrial inner membrane. Lineage: Eukaryota; Metazoa; Arthropoda; Insecta; Hymenoptera; Megachilidae. Gene Ontology annotation, biological process: protein insertion into mitochondrial inner membrane from matrix. The record is from RefSeq and is a predicted model, not a curated record. Gene Ontology annotation, molecular function: membrane insertase activity.